AUGUUUCGAACUUGUAUUCUUAUCGCUUUCUACCUCGCAGCUUUAGCGGUCAGUAUAAGAUUUGGCCCCGGAAGCCAAGCCGGAAGCAGUGGAACAGGAGCUGGAGUAAAUACGAUCCAGAACCCACGUUCGUCAACCCGACAGAUCCACGACCAGUGUGUGGGUGUUAAGAUACUCCCGGUGAGAAACAUAAACGCAGCACCGCCAGAGCCAAACAGAGGCGGAGCCAACAGAGCUGCUCAAUCUGCAUCAAACGCCAUAGUCCCAGAGCCAAUAUAUGGACUUCUUGAACCGAACACGGGGGAGCCACCCGUACCUCCAAACACCCCCAUGAAACGCGACCCUGUACCGCCGCCGAAUGGUGUGCCACCCCCUGCCAGCAACGGCAAUCAGCCAGCCGGAAACUCGAAUGCACCACCACAGAUGCCUCGCGCCAAGCUUUUUGGCAACUGUAAAUCCGGUGGCAGGGAUGCACGUCCUACAGAAGUGGUCUUGGACAGUUGUCUCGGUUGGGAUACUGUUAGUGAGACAUUGAUCGCUCUACCGAAUGGACAAGGACUCGCGAGAGGUGGUUGCUGGGGCUGUGAAUAUGUCAGGAUCUCUCAGGACAGGUACCGAAUCGAUUGUUGGUGCGAUAAUGUGGCCCGGCGCCCCUUGGAAUAUGUCGCUCGGGGAUCCCAGCGAAGGGCGGCUAAGAUCUCAUUUAACCAGGAAGGGGUGUUUCAAUUAGUUAAUGGUCAGCUCACCUGCCCUGAACAACGGUCUUAA
Messenger RNA from Aspergillus caelatus, 768 nucleotides. RefSeq lists its product as uncharacterized. The record is from RefSeq and is a predicted model, not a curated record. Lineage: Eukaryota; Fungi; Ascomycota; Eurotiomycetes; Eurotiales; Aspergillaceae. The transcript has 3 exons. Bases 1 to 768 code for a protein of 255 amino acids.